CCCGCUUCGUCGCCACGCUGCCCAGCGACGACGGCGCGGAGCUCAUGGCAUCGUCCUCUGCGCCUCUCGGACUCGAGUUGCUCGUUCCCGCCGGCGUCGCACAGCUCGGCAUCGUCCGCGCCCGCAGCGAGUAUUGCCUGACCGACGCCGACCUCCAAGGGCUGCCCCGCUCAGCGCAUCCCGGCGCUGGCGUCAUGUUCUCCGUCAAGGAUCUCGCUAGCGUCGCCAUCCUGAAGGGGUACCGCGAGCGCGGGCAGCGGGUCGUGCGUAUCAGCAGGCCCGACGUCUCGCGGGCCGAGACGCUCUUCCUUCCCGUCGGCAUCAUGACCACGGUCGGCGAGGUAAAAGCCAUGAUGCCGGGACGCGCAGACCUCCUCGGGCGCCGGCCCGAGCUCUGGCUCCGGCCUGAGGAGCGGCGCGCUGGCUCCUUCUGACCAAGGAGCAGACUUUUUAUUUGACAGAAUACGCCGUUAGUCC
This is a messenger RNA of Emiliania huxleyi CCMP1516, 477 nucleotides long. RefSeq lists its product as hypothetical. The record is from RefSeq and is a predicted model, not a curated record. Bases 45 to 434 code for a protein of 129 amino acids. NCBI's taxonomy places the organism in Eukaryota, Haptophyta, Isochrysidales, Noelaerhabdaceae. The transcript has a single exon.